CCUCUCGGCGUUAUUGUUCCGACCCGUACUACUACUACUACUACACUACUACACACCACUACAACCUUCCUUAGUAAGGUAGCCUGGGUAACGGCCAUUGCGGGAUUACUACCUACCUCCUCUUACUCUUAUAUUCACUGUCUUUAUCUUCUCUCCUCUCUCCUCCUUCUUCUGUUCCUUCUUGUCUCCCCUCCUACUCAUUCUCAAGCAAGAAAUCCAAAACGAAAAGGCAUAUAUACAGCAUGCUUAGACCACCACACUCGCUAUAAGUAAUGACCGACCACCACGCAACACCCGCAUCGCCCACCCGGGCCUCCAGCGACCCCUUCAUGGACCCCGCUGCCCCCGACGCCUCCGGCGAUGGAGACAUUGACUUCGCGCGCGACACCACCCUCGUGGUCGGCAAAGAUGCCAGCCUCACCCUCGGCACCGAGUCGCUGAUUGUACUUGAUGACGAUAUUCAAAAAGACGGAAAGACGUCGUGCUGCGCGCUGUGCCGGCCCGGAAGCUCCAACACCCGCGCCAUCCCCUUCUACAACGUCCUCUGGGCCGAAACCUCCGACACCCUCCUCACCAUCUCCUUCGCGGCCCCCAUCUCCAAAAUCGCCGUCCGCCCAGAAUUCCUCACCUACCCCCUCCCCCUCGACCCGGGACCAGCACGCAUCUGGAUCGCCAAGCUCCUCGACCGCGCGUACGGCGAGUCGCAGAAGCGCAAGCGCGCGAAGGUGCUCCUGAACCCGCACGCGGGGAAGGGCAGCGCGGUGAAAUGGUGGAUCAGGGAUAUUGAACCGAUUCUCCGCGCCGCGCACGUCGAGCUCGAUGUACACACCACCUCGAGCCAGGGGGAGGCGGUCACGAUCGCAGAGAAAUUGGAUAUCGAGGCCUUUGAUAUGGUGGUCUCGUGCUCGGGGGACGGGCUGCCGCAUGAAGUUUUCAAUGGGCUUGGAAAGCGCCCGGAUGCUCGGCGUGCACUGGCUAAGAUCGCGGUCGUGCAGAUGCCGUGCGGUAGCGGGAAUGCGAUGAGCUGCAACUUGACGGGCAGCGCGAGCCCCAGUCUCGCAGCCCUGGCGACGGUAAAGGGUGUCGUGACGCCACUGGAUCUCAUCUCCAUCACGCAGGGGUCGACGCGCACGCUGUCCUUCCUGUCGCAAUCGGUUGGCAUCGUAGCCGAGUCUGAUCUGGCGACUGAGAAUAUCCGCUGGAUGGGACAGGCGCGCUUCACCUACGGCUUCCUGACCCGACUGCUGAAGAAGAGAAUAUACCCGUGUGAUUUGGCUGUCAAGGUCGUGAUUGAGGAUAAGGCUGCUAUUAGGGAGCAUUAUCGCCAGGAGAGUGAGAGGAGGGGUACGUUGGGCGAGAGACGCGGGAAUAAAGAUGAGAACGAUGAUGAUUCGGCGGCCAGCACGAGCGCGGCGAAUGAGGAGGGAUUGCCGACGUUGAGGUAUGGGACGGUCAAUGAUAAGUUGCCUUCGGACUGGGUGAAUGUUCCCUAUGACACGUUGGGCAAUUUCUACUGCGGUAAUAUGUCCUACAUGGCCGCCGACGCAAACUUCUUCCCCGCCACCCUGCCAAGCGACGGCCUCAUGGAUCUAGUCUGCAUCGAUGGCCGCAUCGCGCGCACCGCCGCCGUGGACCUCAUGCUCGCCGUCGAGAAUAACAAGUUCUUCGACAAGCCGCUCGUCAGCUACCGCAAGGUGCUCGGAUACCGCAUUGUUCCCCGCGAGCAGGAGUCGGGAUACAUCAGCAUCGACGGGGAGAGAGUGCCUUUCGAGCCAUUCCAGGCGGAGAUUCACCGUGGGUUGGGGACUGUGUUAAGUUGCUCGGGGUGGAAGUACGAGGCGCAGGGCCCAUAGUUGGGGGGGUGUCUUGUACAAGAGGGUAGGAGAUGGGGAAUAAGGGAUGAUGAUGGAUAGGAUAGCGUUUGGAGAUCAGUUUUUCGUCGCGUCGCGUCAUGGCAUGAUAUACCCAGGAGUUGCCAUAGUCGAGGACGCUUGUAUAAUAGACUUGUGUAGAUUGUACAGAAUGCAUUAAUCGUCACCUCUUGCCAAC
Pseudogymnoascus verrucosus is the source of this 2049-nucleotide messenger RNA. It is a transcript of the gene LCB4, whose product is annotated as sphinganine kinase lcb4. The record is from RefSeq and is a predicted model, not a curated record. NCBI's taxonomy places the organism in Eukaryota, Fungi, Ascomycota, Leotiomycetes, Thelebolales, Thelebolaceae. Gene Ontology annotation, cellular component: cytoplasm; membrane; intracellular membrane-bounded organelle. The transcript is spliced from 4 exons. The coding region runs from base 273 to 1853 and encodes 526 amino acids. Gene Ontology annotation, biological process: sphingosine biosynthetic process.